This is a messenger RNA of Erinaceus europaeus (western European hedgehog), 5943 nucleotides long. It is a transcript of the gene KCTD12, whose product is annotated as potassium channel tetramerization domain containing 12. The record is from RefSeq and is a predicted model, not a curated record. Gene Ontology annotation, cellular component: presynaptic membrane; postsynaptic membrane. Gene Ontology annotation, biological process: protein homooligomerization; regulation of G protein-coupled receptor signaling pathway. Gene Ontology annotation, molecular function: protein binding. Lineage: Eukaryota; Metazoa; Chordata; Mammalia; Eulipotyphla; Erinaceidae. Bases 243 to 1220 code for a protein of 325 amino acids. The transcript has a single exon.
UACUUAAGCGGCCGCGCCGGCCACGGCCCUGCACUCGCUUGGAGCGCGCGGGCGAGGCGGAGCGCACCGGGGCUCUCGGGGCGCACAGCGGCUCGCUGGUACCGCUCCGCUUGGCGGGCGGCUCUCAGCUGCUGCGGUGACGGCCGGAGCGAAAGGUUGAGCGAGCGUCCGGGAGAGGUGGCUGCGACUCUUGAGCGCGGCCCUGCUCUUUGCCAUUGUCCCAACCCGGCCACCUCUGUGCCAUGGCUCUGGCGGACAGCACACGUGGAUUACCCAAUGGGGGUGGCGGCGGGGGCGGCAGCGGCUCCUCGUCUUCGUCUGCUGAGCCGCCGCUCUUCCCCGAUAUCGUGGAGCUGAACGUGGGGGGCCAGGUGUAUGUGACCCGGCGCUGCACGGUGGUGUCGGUACCCGACUCGCUGCUUUGGCGCAUGUUCACGCAGCAGCAGCCGCAGGAGCUGGCCCGGGACAGCAAAGGUCGUUUCUUUUUGGACCGAGACGGCUUCCUCUUCCGCUACAUCCUGGAUUACCUGCGGGACUUGCAGCUAGUCCUGCCCGACUACUUCCCUGAGCGCAGCCGGCUGCAGCGCGAGGCUGAGUACUUCGAGCUGCCAGAACUCGUGCGUCGCCUCGGAGCGCCCCAGCAGCCCGGCCCGGGUCCACCGCAUUCGCGGCGCGGGGUGCCCAAGGAUGGAUCACUGGGCGAUGAGCUGCUGCCACUAGGCUACGCCGAAUCGGAGCAGCAGGAGGGCGCCUUGGCUGGGGCUCCAUCGCCCACGCUGGAGCUGGCGAGCCGCAGCCCUUCCGGGGGCGCUGUGGGCCCGCUGCUCACGCCUUCCCAGUCGUUGGACGGGAGCCGGCGCUCGGGCUACAUCACCAUCGGCUACCGCGGCUCCUACACCAUCGGGCGGGACGCGCAGGCAGAUGCCAAGUUCCGGCGUGUGGCUCGCAUCACAGUGUGUGGCAAGACGUCCCUGGCCAAGGAGGUGUUCGGGGACACCCUGAAUGAGAGCCGGGACCCGGAUCGGCCCCCGGAGCGCUACACCUCGCGCUAUUACCUCAAGUUCAACUUCCUGGAGCAGGCUUUCGACAAGCUGUCCGAGUCAGGCUUCCACAUGGUGGCGUGCAGUUCCACUGGCACCUGCGCCUUUGCAGGCAGCACCGACCAGAGCGAGGACAAGAUCUGGACCAGCUACACUGAGUAUGUCUUCUGUAGGGAGUGAGCGUGUCCCCCGCGCCCCCCCUCCUUGCUGCGCGGGAGAGAAUUAUAGCUUUCCCUUCCCACCCACACCACCCCUUCUCUCAGUUCCCCACCUCUAGUACCUCCAGUAGCUGGGCCAGGCCCACUCACCACCCCUCCCCCCCCCCUUUAGAAGAUGCAGCCAUAAAUCUGCUAGGUUCCUUCGUUUUCGUUAGACCUGAGAGACCCCAGAUGUAAUCCUACCUUCCCACACUCCUGCCUUCUUCCUCAAGCCAUUCCUCAACCUUAGAUUAUCCUUUCAGUCUGGACCUGGUUGGGGCAGUGUGGCCACAAAGUCACUCCGGAGCUGGGAAUGACUGAAUUGCCCAAAACUUAAUGGGAUCAUGUCUAGUGUGUAGACGAUUCUUUGAAAUUUUCUCAAGCCCUUGCGACUCACUUAAGGUUUAAGAGCUCAGAACUGAUAGUGCUGUCUGGGAAUGCCUAGUGCUUUAAAUAAUUGUUGCACAGUCUUUUUAGACCCUCUUUAAAAGUAGCUUUAGAAGGCUUAAUGGAAGACUCUGGCCCAGAAAUUAGACUAGGUGCAGUUCAGUGAAUUUAAAUGAGUCGAAUUUUGAAAAGUUAGAGGCUUAGAAGAAGAGGAACCUACUCCAGACACAAGGAAGAAUCAUCUUUUUCCAUGCAGAACUGAAGGUCCUCAUCACCUGUGGCAUAAACUCUUGGAGAGUUACUUCCCUCCUGCCAGAAGAGGCUCCCUUUCUUCUGACUUGAUGACCAGAAACCCUUGCAUCCACUAUGGCAGCCUUUCUCUGCAAGAGUGAUAAGGAACACUGCUACUGAAGAGGUCUGGACAUCCCAGGCCACCAAGCACUGUGGGAAUCACCUGGCAGUGACUGUAAACAGCUGGGUAGUAAUGCACGUUGUGGGUUUUAGGAAACCCACAUUCUGACAGUUGAAUGGCAGUAGGACUAGCUCUUAAGACUUAGGGUGUGGGGUGGGAAGGGAGAAAGAGAGUAUGGUGGGUGGGAAGGGAGGAGGCGCAGACAUAACUCAUUUACUAUAUUAUUUGAACGUUGGAAGUUUGUGCCAUCUAUUUGACUACAUGCAUAUAAGAAAAUAGCACGCAAAACAUUAUAUCAAGUUAGUAACAGAUCUACAUAUAACUGGCAGUUCUUGAAUUAACUGUUUUGAGUCCUAAACUUAGAAGUUACUGACACUUACAUAAUCACCUAACCAAAGAGUUUCCCAGUAGGGUUUUAGUUUUUAAACAUUUAUUUUUCCGUUAUUGUCUAUUAGUUCUGGUUUCAAAAUCUAUUUACUCGAGGAAAAUAUAUUUGAUUUUUGGUUACUUAGACUUCAGAGAUCUUAAAGAAACUUCUUCCUUCCUUUCUUCCAUUCUUUCCCUCCAAGCCCAGCCAAUGCUAAUUUCUGGACAAACUGAAAAUAAUGCUACUUAUUUCUUGCUGAAUGUGUGGUAUUAAGGUAUAUCUUUUUAAAAUUUCUUCUUUCAUUCAUUCAUUUUUCUUCUUAUUAUUAUUGAGUGACAGCUGCAAAGAAAUAGAAGCACCAAGGGCUUCCCAUCUGUAGAUAAGUGUAUAAUGGAAUAUGGCUAACUGAAGGCAAAAAAAAAAAAAGGACUUAAAAGUGAUUUGAGCAAUAAAGUGUGUUUUUAGGUAAAUGCAACAGAAACAGGAGACCUGUUUGCCUUAUACCUUUAUUCUAACAGAAUAAAUUCCCACUGCAUAUCUUAUCUAAACCAUAAGUGAAGGGAAAUGAAUCCUUUUCUUUUUAUGCUGUGAGGCUCCUUUGGAUGUUCUGUGAUGUCAGAGAAGCCUUUUCUUUAAAAAAAAAAUUCUUUCAGUAGCUUUCUCUGAAGUAUGUUUUUAAAGAUUUUUGUAAGAGUUGUUUUCAGUGUUUAAAUUCAUGCUAUUUUUUUCCUUUAAAAACUGAAUCUUGUACUAUCUUACUAAUGUCUUUAAUAGAUGCUAAGAAUUGGAAUAGUCUUAUUCGUAGACUCCUGUAAUCCCAUUUGUAUAUGCCAUAUAUAAACAUUGUACACAAAUCAUUUAGUGUUUUAAUUCAUUUACUAACACUAUAAAGUUUCCUACAUUUACACCCAGUAUCUUGCAUCAGAUGAUGUAUAUACUAAAGCAAGUUAGUUUGAGAAAUUGGGUGAGGACAACAUUCAUAGUUAUCAAAGUGGCCUAUACUUUUUUGGUUGUUAGUUAUAUACAAAUACUAUAUUGUUGGUUAUUUACUCAAAAUCAAGGUACCUGUAUUUUUAAUCCACUGUUUUUUAAUUGGGAAAGAUUAAACAUCUUUUCUUGUAAUUACAUUUUUAGAAAAGCAAAGCUAGCUUUAUAUAUAUUUACUAUAAUUAUGAGGGAAAUGAGAGCAAAAAUCCAGGAAGCUGUGUUUGCUUAUGUGUUAGAUAUGUCCUCAAAUUAGCUAAUACAUCAUAAUUUAUCUCUGUUUCAAAGAGGAAAUGAUUUAGGAGUGUUGUUGCUCACUGGCCAAAGGCGAGUGUCACAGAGAUUUCCCUUCCCCACAUGUUUUGUUAUUUGUAUACCAAAAAACACAUGAUUGAGAACAUCUUAAGACAGACUGAAACUACUGACAGAUGGCAAGACUCCUAGAUUUUGAUUUUCUUCUUUAUAUCUGCAAGACUCUAGGAGUCAUGGGAAACUGCUAAAGUUCUGCCUCUGCCACUCAAUUAUUAUGAAUUUUGUCUAGUAAAACUAAGAUUGUGUGCAAACACAUCUUUACUUUUUAUUAUCUGGAAGUUUGGAGAUUUAAUGGUUAGAUGGUACAAUGAUUUCUUUUUCUAAGGAUGGCUGUUCUCUCUAAUGUUGGAAGUCAACACAGGAAACAUUGUAUUUUUAGCUCAAAGCAGAAGUUGAAUAGGAAGCUCAUUUUACAUUGAGUAGGUAAUGUAGCUGAAGUAAGAUGAUUUGGAGUGGCACUUUUGAGUCUCAUCAUGCUCCAUGAGUUUUGGGGCACAGAAGGACCCUUUGUAUUUCUACAGAGUGGACUGGAGUGUGGGUUGUCACUUGUAAGCCUGCAUAGUAAUCCUCAAUAGGGUGCAUUUGCAUAAGCCCUGCAGAGAAACUUUCCAAAUACUAGACAGAAUGUCAUACAUUAAUUGAAUCACUAUGACUGCAUUGACCUGAUUCUGUAUAGCAUUUAUUUACAUAUAUAAUGACUAAUUAACAUUUGAAUCAUAAAUAUGACUUAUAACAGUUUAAUAACAUUUAAAUUAAAAAUGUUAAUUGCAAUGGUUAAAAAAAAAACAGGUACCAAAUUUAAAGCUUUUACAUCAAGUAUUGACAAGUAGUUUAUUUUUCAUAGAUUGAACCCUAUUCAUGCUGGUCUUUCAAAUAUUAUGGAAAUUUCCCUUUGAAGAUAUCAGUCUUAAAUUAUCUUUUUCUGUUUUUAUAUUGGAAUUGUCCAUGGAAUAUUACUACAUAAAGCCAUGCAAAGUGAAAUUUUGAUAAUUUUUUACUUUUUAAAUUAUAGUGAAUUCUAAUAUAACAUUCAAGGCAUUUUUGUACUCCAAAUGAAAAAUGCUACAUUAUUGUGCAUUUAGAAAAGUAUUGACUGGGGGGGGGGUUAAAUUCCUUAAAUAUUUCUUUUAUAGUGUAAAUCAUAUGUACUUUACUUAGUUGACUUAAAUUUUUAAAAUAGUUAAUAGUAUUUUUAUUGUAAAAAUACCAGAGUAAAUCUUUUGCAAUUUUUUGUUUGUUUUUCCCUUCUGUAACUCAUUUAAAAGCUGAAUUAAUUUUUUAAGAUAGCCUAAGUCUGUCUCUUGAGAAAUACAUAAAAUACUUUGUGUAUCUAGUAGCUAUCAGUAACCUGAAAUAGGGUUUAUAGAACCAGAAACAGUUUAUGUUGAAGUUAUCUUUUCUUUGUCACAGUUUGAGGCAAUAGAAAUCUGAAAAUAUUAACAUUUGAAGUUUUAGAUUCUCUACUGGGGUUUCUUGAGACUUAGAUGGAAGAAAUUCAUUAUUUACAUUAAUCUUGUGUGAUAGGAAAAUGGGCUAGUUGACCAAGAAUUCUUGUCACCUUAUAUAUUAUUGAUUUUUUUUCUGGAGCCAAGGUAUUAUAUUUUUAAAUUAAAUGUGUUUUGUGGUAUGCGAACAUUAAUUGUAAUGUGAACUAUCAAACAACUGUCUUUGUGACUAUAGUUAGAUGAAUUUUGGCAUUACUAUGGAAUACAAAUGAUGAAAAUUCAGUUACAACCACUUAAACAGCAUCAGUAAGCCUUUAAUGACAAAAGGUUGAGGCAUCCAUCAUGGACAUUACUUCUGAAGAUAACGAAAUUUAUGUUAUUUUAAUCUUGGAGGCAUUUGAUAAUUCUUAUCUGCCAACAAAAUUACUGUUCCCAAAGAGAUCUCUGAGGUUGUGAAAUUACUGAAAAUGGUAUAUACCAAGUGAGCCAUUUUCUCAAAAUAGAAGAGGAAAGAAAAAAAAAGUCAUUAUAAUAUCAUAUUCUUCUAAUGAAGUAGAACAUCAAGAAAAAAACUAUAUAUUUUAAAUAUGAUGAUCUUUUCUAAUAUUCCCAAACUUUUGAGAAUUUCUUCAAAUAUUGAAAUGCUCUAAGAUUUUUGUUUCCUUGUUCAUUAUCACUUGUAUAACAGAAGAAACUUGAUACUGUUUUCCUUCCUCUGUGUGAAGUAAUGAAUCAUUGAUUAUGUGACUUGUUAUGUAUUCUAUUAAACACUAAAGAAUAAAAACAUCCACUCCUUUAA